This is a messenger RNA of Chanos chanos (milkfish), 2460 nucleotides long. RefSeq names its product olfactory receptor C family, w1 (gene olfcw1). Gene Ontology annotation, biological process: G protein-coupled receptor signaling pathway. Lineage: Eukaryota; Metazoa; Chordata; Actinopteri; Gonorynchiformes; Chanidae. The record is from RefSeq and is a predicted model, not a curated record. Bases 1 to 2460 code for a protein of 819 amino acids. Gene Ontology annotation, molecular function: G protein-coupled receptor activity. The transcript is spliced from 6 exons. Gene Ontology annotation, cellular component: plasma membrane.
AUGUUCCCCAUUCAUUCUAAAGGUGUGGAGCAGGAGCUGACUUUCAGGACCCAGCCAGGACCAAGGAGAUGCAGGGGGUUUAACCUGCGGGUAUUCCGCUGGUCUCAGGCCAUGGUGUUCUUCAUCGAAGAGAUUAACAGAAACGCUGCUCUGCUCCCCAACAUUACCCUGGGCUACAGACUGUAUGACACGUGUGGGCUGGAGGGGCUCUCUCUGAAGACAGCCCUGUCUAUUGCCUCUCAACCUCUGAAGAACAGCAGCAUGGAGAUAUGCUCAGCACCCAGCAUUCCCAUCAUUAUAGGAGACUCUGGGUCCACUCUAUCUAUGGUCAUUUCUAGACUUCUCAAUUUGUUCAAGGUCCCACUGAUGAGUUACUUUGCGUCCUGUGCAUGCCUAAGUAAUAAGCAUGAGUUUCCAUAUUUCUUCCGUACCAUCCCCAGUGAUGUGCACCAGGCAAGAGCUCUGGCCAAGCUAGUCAGGCACUUUGGUUGGACAUGGUUGGGUACACUUGGUGCUGAUGAUGAUUAUGGCCGCACAGGUAUUGACAUGUUCACGGCUGAGGUUAACCGCAUGGGCGUGUGUGUGGCCUAUCGGGUCAUCAUCCCCAAACUACCCUCAUUGCGGCAAGUCCAAGACAUUGUCCAGACAAUCCAGGAGUCCACAGCAAGGGUGCUGGUGGCUUUUGCUAUCGAAGAGGAUAUUGAGCCUGUGGUGCAGGAGGUGAUUCGUCAGAACGUGACAGGGAAACAAUGGGUGGCUAGUGAAGCCUGGGUGACCUCCACCCUUAUCUCCACUGCUGAGAAUUUCCGCUCCUUGGAAGGCACCAUUGGCUUUGCCAUCCGCCGGGCUGAGAUUCCUGGGCUCAAACACUUCCUUGAGAGCCUUCAGCCCUUGGCUGGACCCUACAACCCUUUUGCCAGGGAAUUUUGGGAGACACAGUUCCAAUGCUCUCUGAAUACGAGCCUGCCCUUCUCCUCUCUGGCUGAACCAACACAUUAUAACCGCACUUGUAGUGGGGAGGAGAGCAUUAGGGAUGUUGAGAUAAUCUAUAAUGAUGUAACACAGCUCAGAGUCACCUACAAUAUCCACAAGGCUGUCUACACAGUAGCACAGGCCCUACACAACUUACUCAUGUGCCAAAGUGAGAAACAGACUCAUCCUAAUCACAAGUGUGCAGAUAUCUACAAUCUGCAGCCAGGGCAGAUACUUCAUUACUUGAAGACAGUGAACUAUAGCAACGGUGAUGUUGUCCGCUUUGACGAGAAUGGAGACCCUGCAGGGUCAUAUGACCUAGUGAACUGGCAGAGAGGGCCUGAUGGAAGAACAGUAAAGUACAUCACAGUUGGUCAGUUUGAUUCUUCACUCUCAGAGGAGCUGCAGCUGGAGCUGAACCAGCACAACAUUAUCUGGCAUACAGGGACCCCAGAGGUGCCAGUGUCUGUGUGUUCAGUCAGUUGUAAGCCUGGUUACAGGAAGGCAACUAAAGAAGGCAAUCCUGAGUGCUGCUACAACUGUGUGCCCUGUGCAGAGGGCUCCAUCAGCAACACCACAGAUCAGCCUGAAUGCUUUCCUUGUCCUGAUGGCUUCUGGUCUAACCGCCCUCGCAACAGCUGCAUCCCAAAACACAUUGAGUUCCUCUCAUACUCUGAGGGGUUUGGCAUGGCGCUUGCCACUACUGCCAUCCUUGGUGCUAUCCUCUCGCUGACUGUGGCAGCCAUCUUCCUCCAGUACAGGGACACGCCCUUGGUGCGUGCUAACAAUUCAGAGCUGAGUUUCCUGCUACUGCUGUCAAUCACUCUCUGUUUCCUCUGUACACUGACCUUCCUGGGGCAGCCAACACACUUUGCCUGCCCACUGAGACGCAUCUCUUUUGCUCUGACCUUUGCACUCUGUUUGUCCUGCCUCCUCAGUAAGACACUGGUUGUGCUCAUGGCCUUCAGGACUACACUGCCUGGCAAUAAGAUUGCUUAUUGGUUUCGUCCCCCUCAGCAGCGUCUGGGUGUGUUCCUUUGCUUCGCUUUGCAGGGAGGGAUUUGUGCUGCCUGGCUGGCCACAACUCCACCUUACCCAGUAAAGAACACAUGGUUAUAUUAUGACAGAAUUAUUUUGGAGUGCCAUCUGGGCUCUGUAGCAUUCUUCUGCUGUGUGUUGGUAUAUAUAGGCUGCCUGGCAGCAUUUUGUUUCAUUUUAGCUUUUCUGGCUCGGAAGCUGCCCGAUAAUUUCAAUGAAGCCAAAUUCAUCACAUUCAGCAUGCUCAUUUUCUGUGCAGUGUGGCUCAGCUUUAUCCCAGCUUACGUCAGUUCUCCUGGAAAGUUUACUGUAGUUGUGGAAAUGUUAGCCAUUUUAGCCUCCAGUUUUGGGGUUCUGUUCUGUAUUUUUGCCCCGAAAUGUUAUAUUAUUGUCUGUUUACCUGAGCGGAACACAAAAAAGUACCUCAUGCCUCAAAAAAGAGACAGGUGA